AUGGGAUUCAACUAUGGAAAAAAUGUUACUGUCCAUAAUCAACUAAAACCUCAUGUUUUUAAAUCUUGUAUAAAAAAUUGUGUCGUCCCUGUUCAAUGGCGUAAUGCUCGUGAAAUUUAUAUUCCAAAAACCAAAACUCCUAUGGAGUCAAACAUAAAAGACUUUCGACCAAUUGCACUUCUAAAUGUCGAAGGUAAGCUUCUUUUCAGCCUUAUAUCAAGGCGUUUAGAAACUCAUAUGAUAACAAAUAACAAAUUUAUCAAUACAUCUGUUCAGAAGGGAAGUAUGGAAAAGGUUCCAGGCUGCUGGGAACACAUGUCGAUGGUUUGGUCAGCACUCAAAGAUGCCCGCUCUUCUAAGUCGGAUCUAGCUACCAUCUGGCUGGAUAUAGCAAGUGCUUACCCUUCAAUUCCUCACCGACUUAUCUUUUUUGCCCUUAAGCGCUAUGGUGUUCCUCCACAGUGGAUUUCUUUUAUUAGAAAUUAUUACAUUGGCAUCUACAGCAAAUCAUUCUCUCCCCUUGCACCAAGUAAUUGGCAUAAACAUUCGUGGGGAAUUUUUGCAGGCUGUACACUAUCCAAUAUCCUUUUUCUUGCAAGCAUCAAUAUUAUUCUUGAGUAUACAUUACUGGCUUCCGCUGCCAGGUUUAUCACAUCAAGCAAAGUGUCACUCCCCUUGAUUAGAGCCUUUAUGGACGAUAUCAACCUCAUGUCUUCAUCAGUGUCUGGUACCCAAACGCUUUUGUCCAGGUGUACUGCAGCACUAAAAUGGGCUGGCAUGGAUUUUCGUGCCAACAAAUCACGCAGCAUCGUGAUCAUAAAAGGUAAGUCCCUCAAUUCAACUCCUUUUGCUCUCCAAAAGCCUGCUGACCCCACAGACUUCUCUUCCUACAUUCCUUCUAUCCAUUCCAUGCCUGUGCGAUUUCUAGGCUGUAUUAUGGAUUGUUCUAUCUCCGAUAGGAAGGCUAUUGACGAACUUGAUGAGAAGUUAUCUGCAGGGGUCUCUAUUAUUGACAAGUCGUUUUAUAAAGGCCCUCAGAAGCUGUGGAUUUUACAACAUCUAUUAAUCCCGCGCAUUCAGUGGCCACUGCUGAUAUACGAAGUCUCAAUGUCUUGUGUCGGCACCCUUGAACGGAAGGUGUCAGUAUUUAUAAGGAAAUGGCUCAAUCUUCACCAUUCUACCACUAAUUUAUGUCUUUAUGCUUCCAGCUCACCUUGCUCUCUACCGAUAAAAAGCCUAACUUCCAUACUCAAGUCCGCUAAGAUCAGUCGACACUUGCUGCUAAGGGAUUCUAAAGAUCCAUUGGUUUCGGCAGCUGUACCAACAUUAAAGGCCGGUAGAUGGAGCGUGUCCAAUUCAGUCAGAAUUGCUGAAGCAGAAUUAAAGAUUAAAGAAAUUAUGGGUUUACCCCAUUUCGGUAAGGGCGGUUUAGGUCUCUGUCCUAAACAUAAGGGAACUUCUCUUAGACAGUCUCAUUCUUACAGGAAAUUAGUAUCGGUGACUGCAAAAGAAAUUGAUGGUGAAAAGGAUAUAAGCAGAGCUUUGCAACUACAGGUACAAGGAAGUUGGACCAGAUGGGACAACUACAUUAAGAACGACCUCUCCUGGAAGUCCUUGCUUGCCAUGCCACCAAACCUGUUGUCGUUCUGUUUAAGCUCCACCUAUGAUGUUCUUCCUUCUCCGAGUAAUUUAAGGUGUUGGCGUAUAUGUACCGAAUCCUUCUGUUUCUUGUGUGGAAAACAAGUCUGCACUACAGCUCACAUUUUAGGGGCCUGCAAAACGGCUGUAACACAGGGUAGAUUUACGUUUCGUCACGACUCUGUCUUGCGCGAACUUUCACAGUUGAUCACCACGUUUUCCAAAUCUAUUUCCUCUCCUGUAAAGCACCUAAAUAAUGUAAAAUUUGUUAAAGCAGGUAGUCACUCAUCUAGCAAAAAAUCAAAACCGGUAGGCCUUUUGCAUCUUGCCACUGACUGGUUAUUUCUUUCAGAUUUAAAUGGUGAACUUGCUUUUCCUGGUCAUAUUGCCAUAACAUUGCUUAGACCAGAUCUUGUCCUGUAUUCCAACAACAGUGAACGUGUUAUUUUAAUUGAACUUACAUGCCCUUGUGAGGAAAACAUGGAAACCUAG
Hydractinia symbiolongicarpus is the source of this 2130-nucleotide messenger RNA. RefSeq lists its product as uncharacterized. The record is from RefSeq and is a predicted model, not a curated record. Bases 1 to 2130 code for a protein of 709 amino acids. Lineage: Eukaryota; Metazoa; Cnidaria; Hydrozoa; Anthoathecata; Hydractiniidae. The transcript has a single exon.